CCACUGCCGCCGCCGCGUCGUACUCCGACUGACGCUCCCCCACCGUAGCCGCUACUAUUUGGCACCCUCUCCGCCGUCGCCCGCCCGUUCGUUUCUUUCUUGGCAAGUUGGUCGCGCACUCGUCGCGGCGACAAGGAAACGGGAUCGAUUCCAAAUCCCCUGCGGGAAAAGACUCCCACCGAGAUCGGGCGAGAUGGCGGCUCGCCUGCUGGGCGGCGCGCGCCGCGCGGCGCUGCUGCCCAACGUCCGGCGCCGGGCGACCAACUCCUGGGCCGCCGUACGCGACACCUUCUUCUCCACCAAGGAAGUGUUCGAGAACCACCGGGUCGUCUUCACCGUCGGCACCUCCAUCGCCUCCGUCCUCACGGCGUGGGCCGGUUAUUCUUUUCGUCAUAUGCAGCAAUCGAAGAUUGACAAGAGACUUCAUUCAAUUGAGCAAUCUUUGAGGGAUACUCACAGAAAUGAUCAUGACGAGAUUAAAAAGAUUGUCACUUCCAAUAAUAUCAGCACUCCAGCUUGUAUAGCCACGGCAUUGACAACCUCGGUUGUUGGGUAUGCCCUAGGGUGGCGCGGUGGAGCUUGGUACGCCCGACGGGCCUUCCGGAGGGAGCAACAGAAGCUGAUGGGCCAAAUAAAGUUGCACAACAGGUGGCACUGGCGGCCCUUCAGUAAGCUGAAAAGCAGGCUCAGGAGCAGACACGCCUCUAAGAGCUCCGACGCACCUCAGCUGCCGGGGAAUAGCGCUGAGGCCCCCUCGAUUAGCGGGGCCUCUGUGAAAGGCCAGGGCGCCGAGGCCUCUUUGAGCAGCGUGCCCCCUGCGAGUGUUAGCAGUAGCUCUCAGGCAGCAGCAGGCUGAGCAAGACUGCUUCGACAGCACGGAAUUUUAAACACAACAGUCGAGCUGUAGGGUUCGUCUGACUGGUAGUCGCUCCAAUCCAGUUGUGGAUAAUUUUGUAGCAUUAGUGAGUUGACCAUUUUAUUUGACUGAUAAUAGAUGGGGACUGUCUACGCUGAUGUAUUAUUUGCAGUCCUGGCGAUAUUUGUGUC
Lolium rigidum is the source of this 1047-nucleotide messenger RNA. RefSeq lists its product as uncharacterized. The record is from RefSeq and is a predicted model, not a curated record. NCBI's taxonomy places the organism in Eukaryota, Viridiplantae, Streptophyta, Magnoliopsida, Poales, Poaceae. The transcript is spliced from 5 exons. Bases 194 to 856 code for a protein of 220 amino acids.